AUGACUUAUGGAGAAUCAUUAUAUAAUAAUGAUGUUAAAGAUUUUGACAUUCUUACAAGAAACAAAAGACAAUAUGGUGGUUGGGGUUGGGGUAGAAGAAUGGGAAUGAUGAGACCAUGGGGUGGUAUGGGAGGUAUGCGUGGUAUGGGAAUGUAUCCAGGAAUGGGAGGAAUGGGUAUGAUGAAUCCAAUGAUGAUGUGGGGUUAG
Strongyloides ratti is the source of this 207-nucleotide messenger RNA. RefSeq lists its product as hypothetical. Bases 1 to 207 code for a protein of 68 amino acids. The transcript has a single exon. The record is from RefSeq and is a predicted model, not a curated record. NCBI's taxonomy places the organism in Eukaryota, Metazoa, Nematoda, Chromadorea, Rhabditida, Strongyloididae.